Molecule: messenger RNA, 5217 nt
Organism: Caenorhabditis bovis
Lineage: Eukaryota; Metazoa; Nematoda; Chromadorea; Rhabditida; Rhabditidae
Source: the annotation of a GenBank genome assembly
AUGGGGACACUGGGUCAGCCGUCGCAAUUACUUGUUCCGGCCACUGGGAUCGAAUAUGAAUUUGUUGGAAACAAUCAACGGACCAAAUUUUUAGCAACACCGUUAGGAGAGCAAUUGGAAUAUUUCGUUCGCUUUGACGAUAAUUUUCUUCAAGUUUACAACGUUUUAUAUGAGACUGCUGUACACAGCUUUGAUUUCCCCAGCGAUUCGAAAAUAAUUGAUGUCGAUUAUUUCCCAACAAAAGAUGGAUCAUUCGGCGUAAUUGUUGCCGUGAACGAUGAGAAAUGCACAUGGGAGGCUGAAAAUUUUGUGGUUGCUCUUCACGUCGACGAAAAUUCUUCAAAGAAAUUAAAAAUUAGUCACUCAUUAGAAAUUCCGGAGCAUGUAACGAUCUUAAAAACUCUAUUUACGAAUGAGGACAUGGACAAAAGAAGGCAGGAAUUCAAGUUGUUUUCCAGAAUUGCAAGAUGGCCUCAUAUCAUUGCGAUUGGAGCCAAAAACUCAAAAUGCUUUAUCGGGAGGCUUCUUGAGCAUUCACCAGAAGAUGAGGCAUACACUGUUAAGCACGAUUCUUCAAAACUUGUUAAUUUCUUAGGAAGUCUCGUGCUGAGAAGUGGUGAAACGUUUCGAUACGCUGUGAAUGAUGUUCAUAAAGAUUAUCCUGUGAGCGCUAUAAGUGUUACAUCUCUUGCUCUGAUGCCUCGCAGUCGAACUCUUCUUGUCGGAUUGUCAAUGGGAGGGAUUGUGUGUGCUUCAUUAAAUCCUUCGAACAGCCUACAAAUUCUCGACUUACGUCAUGAACGCUGUAUUCGUCAUAUUGUUCCACUCGAACCCGAAGACGAUCCGGAGAAAUAUGAAUUCUUUUUUGCUGCUGCUGAUGGAUCACCUCGCCAUCCUCUAAUUAUCCACUUAUACCGCGGAAACUUCAAAAGCGAAGAAGAAGUCUCGGAAGAAUCCCGAUAUGAUCGCCCAUUUUUCUAUAUUGUAUUCGAGCAUGCUUUCAAAUUCAGCAAGAAAUGGAUUGCAAUCAAAGGACUUACGCAGCAACGAGCGAUUGGAAACGGAUUAGGCUACCAACGAACGCGUUCGAAUGAGGACAGCUUUGCAGAAAUCAAUUCUUCCUCUUUACUAAACUCUUCUAUAUCUUUCGGUUCUUCAUUGAAACGAUCGAUGGUAUUUUUUGUUUAUGAGAAAAUCGAUAUAACUCAAAAAGGAUCUACUUUAGCUGGUGCAAUUUUCGACAUAGAUCAAUAUUACUACAAACGAACUCCACAAUGCUUCUUGCCGGACAAAACCAUACUUCGACAAUGCCCAUUCCUCUCAAGUAUUCAAUCUGAUAUCUCUUCUGCCGAUGUUCAUGAAGCUUGUAUUUUACUAAAUCAGCCAACUGAUAUUUCUAAAUUUGUUUCGAAUGUUUCCGACGGAGAUCAGCUAUUCUACGCAUCUGCUCUAAAUUUUGAUCGGGUGAUUAUUGGAACGUCGUCCUCGAUAAUGCGAAUGAGAAUUUCGAGUAUUCAAGACAACAGUGUUCUGAAUAGCCAAGCUGCCGAUUUGAGUGCUCAUGAGAAAAUAGUGCUAAGUGGAAUGCUUUAUAAUGGAAAAGUGGACGAUGUAAUCCGAACAUUAACGGGGUUAAUGUUCGAAUCUUCUCGUCGAAUGGAUAUCAUUAUGUGGGCAUUUUAUGAAUGUUGCGAUUUCCGAAAUACGAUAAUUGAUAGAAUUGCUGAUGUCUUCGAAGGUACAUCCAUGAAUUUGUCGCCAAUUGCGAAUGGAGUGAUUUAUCAAGGAAUCCAGCUUUUUCAUGACGUCCACAAACUAUUACUUGCUUGCAUCGAUGUGAUGAAAGACAGCACGAAAGUAAAGAAAUGUGCGACUUCAAUCAAAUGUUUCCAUGAUCAUACUCGUCUCGUUCGCCAAUUCAUAAUUGCUGGAAUUGUACCAAAGAACACGAGAAUUACACGAAAAAUGAAAGAUGCACAUACAAUUAGAGUUCGUACUGCUGGACAGAAUGGAAAAGGACUUCCUAUUCAAAUUCUCGUUCGCCGUUUACAUUCGUUCACUUCUUCGUUGCCGUUCUGGGAUUCGAUUCCGCAUGAUCAAUGGUAUCCCCCUUCAGCUUUUCAUUUAUUGGAGCCAAUUUUGGAAAGAAAUGUUCCAGAAGGAAUGAAAAGGGAAUUGAUAAUUCAAUUCAUCGUUGACUGGAUUCGGGCGAAACGAUAUGGCGAACCACUUACAGUUGAGGAAAUCAUCAAGCAGGCGUUGUUUACCAUUGGUGAUCAAUUCUUAGGAACAACGCAUGAACGAAUCGCGUUUGUUUUGGAAAAUGAAAAGUUUGCCCUUCAAGAUUUCAAUAAAAAGAAUGUCUUUAAUGCCGAUGAUUCAACAAUUUGCCCUAAUGACGAAACUCGGAAGAAUGAUACAUCGAUAAUGGAUCCGUGGACAAAACAGAUUGAAGAUCAAUUUGAGCAACGAUAUCGAUGUUCGAAGACCAAAACCAAAGUGCUGACUGACGAUGAAAAUGACAGUAGAUAUCAAACAUUCCUUAUGAGUCGUCAAAAAUACUCAGAUCUUUCCAAGAAUUUUGUCAAUUCGAACGGAAUGCUCAGAAAACUUCUGCCAAACGUUAUAAAAAGUAAGGCAAAUAGCGACAAAACAGGAUCGGAUUCGAAAAAGGAAGACGAUAUCAGAAGCGUUGUAAAGGCGAUGAUUUCAAGAGGAAAACAUGGUGAUGUAACAUUGAAUACUGGUUCGAAACCGACUGGCGUCCCAGCAUUGGCUUCGAUUCCACAGCCCACUAAAUUAUUAACGAAUAAAGCACAGAACUCGACUACUGGAAGGAAGAGGUUGUUAGUUGAUACAAAAAAUGAUGAUAAAGUCACAUCUCCAUCAGGCACUGAGCCACCGCUUGCCAAACGACGAUCACAGCAAUUCGAAAAUGAUAAGAAUUCUGGUGAUGUUGCUCCAGCUCAAGUACCUUGUGAUGAGGAUGACGAGAUGUUGAAUGCAGUAACACGAACUCCAGCAAGAUAUUUGCGACGAUUCACUCAGCGUGUUGACGAAUUGUCGCCGACUGAGCGCAUGGUUCCUCCAACCAUAAGUAUCGCACCAUCGAGCAUUCUGAAGACAGCCAAAUCUCAGCAAUCGCCAAGUCGUGGAAGAAUUCGUUUUGCUAAAGGUCUUAAGAGUUCGCCGGAUCAAGAUCUCUUUGCCAAUGACGAGAAAAGUGUUGUGAAAUCGCUUAAUUUCGAUAUUCUGGAAGAGGAUGAUGCUGGAUCGACAUUUGUGUCGUGCGAUACUGCAAAUGACAAAGAAACAGACCAAGAUGAAUGCAUUGAAACAGAAAAGUCGUUUGAAGAGCAGAUCGAAGAAUUUGAAGUUUAUACUGAUGCGACACCACCACAAAAUGCAUCGAAUGCUCCAAUUGAAGCUUCUGUUGAAGCACAAGAAGACGAAGUGAAUUCGGAUGAAAACGCUGAUAUUGCAAAGAAGCAAACUGAAGGAGAGCAGCAUAAACAGACUGAAAAAACAAAUGAAAUUGCUGAAGAUAACGAAAUGGAAGUUGGGGAUGCCGGUGAAGAAGUUUCAAAGAAAGUGGAAGAACCCGAAGAGAGAAUUUUCGAAAAAACGUUCGAAGUUGCUGAUGAAUUGCCAUCAAAAGAAAUUGAGAAAUCAGUAGAGAUCGCUGAGGAUAUUGUGGAGCGGGAAGAAUUAGAAGAAGUGGUCGAAAGAGAAGAGGAGAGCGAAAAAAAGGAAAUAGUUGAUAUUGAAUCGGAGGUUUUUUCUGAGCCAAUUGUGGACGCGCCAGAAAUUGCUGGGAAAAUUGACGAGCCGAAUGCAGAACAAGCAGAACCUAGCGGUGAUGUUGAAAUGAUGGAAACCGAUGAUCACGAUCAGAAUGAGCAUAAUGGAACAUUUACUGUUCAUGUCGAUAAAGAUGGAUUUGAACGAAGUUUUGAGAAACAAAUGGAUUCGGAUUUGGUUGAAAAAGAGGCGGCGAAAUUUGCGGCGCCAUCAAACGAGGCAUCUCGUCCGAAUUCAUCAGCUUCUGGAUUUAUUCAGACAGAUCUCACAAAUACGACAACUCGCGUGACUCGCUUGCAAUCUCGUACUUCUUCGUUUAGCGAAGAAAGAAUUAUAUCUCCUGAACUUAAACUGGCCCUAGAAGAAAACGCUUCUGUGAAGCCUGAUGCUGUUGUUUCUCAGAAAACCCCAAGCAAAAAACCAGCAAAAGAAAGAAAAACACCGGUUCGAAGUUCAUCAAGGGCGCGAUCCACAGAUAAGGAAUCGGAAAUGACCAUACAAACUCCUAGAAGAUCUUCACGAUCACGAACUGCGUCAGCAUGCCAAACCGUAACAGCGGUUGAGAAGAAAGCGAUUCCAGAAGAAACCGAACCUGUUGAAGCACCCACACCAAGAAAAUCUGCACGAUCGAGAAAUACUUCAAUCGGAAGAGCGGCAGACCAAAUUGUGAGCAAUGAAACAAAAGAGGAAUCCGAAACCGUCAUUGCUAAGAAAACGCCAAGAAAAAGUGCUCGAUCAAGGCAAUCAUCUGUUCCAGUUGAUCUUGCUGUUAAUAAUCAGCCAACGGAAGCAGUUCCUACUCCAAAAAGUGGAAGACGUGCGAGAUCAGUGUCGACAUCAAGGAAUGAUCCAAUCACAAUAGAGCCUUCAGAAGUUAUGGAAAUGAUUUCAGAAGAACCAACGACACCGAAGAGGGGUCGCGUUUCGAAAAGUCCAGCAAGAGCUAGAUCAGUUUCUACAUCGCGAAAGGCUGCUGCUUCUACUAAUUCAGAUAACGUAAUUGAAGUUAUUCCGUCUGAAGAACCAGAACCUGUUACACCAUCUAGACGCGGAAGACCGAGAAAAGCUGCCAACUCUGAAUCUCAUGACGUCAUUGUGGAACCUGUUAGAUCAUCAAAGAGAAUAACCCGAGCUUCUUCUGAAAAACCGACUUCAAAUUGGAGAAGCAAAUUUGAGAAUGCUUUGGUGCAGGCUAACCAAAAGAUUCCAAAAAGAUCCAAUAAAAAAUCUGAUGAUGAAGUCGCUCCACAAUCUCGAACAAGGACUCCAAGCGUUUCUUUGCGAGGUUCGGUAUCGCGAAUUCGAUCGCCAUCCCGAAAAUCAGCGAAAAUCGACGAACUUGAAGAGUGUGAUGCGACAGAAGAAACAACAACACCGCGUCGAUCGGCACGUCGCCUUGGUACACCUCGUCUUUGA